Molecule: messenger RNA, 450 nt
Organism: Aspergillus niger
Lineage: Eukaryota; Fungi; Ascomycota; Eurotiomycetes; Eurotiales; Aspergillaceae
Exons: 3
Coding region: 1-450 (149 amino acids)
Source: RefSeq, a predicted model, not a curated record
AUGGCGGUGAUUAAGGUUGACCUGGUUGACGAAGCCAUGCUGAAGCCAUCCGAGGCCUAUCUCCGUAUCUGGAAUACAAGUAGAUACGGAGAAUAUCUUGUUAUUCAAAUCCUCUCUCGGAGGAGAAUCCCAGAAGGAACAGAACAGAACCGAGUAAGUGACCGAGAGAGUGUAGGUGUAGAACAGCUUGCGCGUGUCAAGCAAGACUGGCGCCUGAGUGGCCGGCAGCUUUGUCCCAAGAUGCAGGCCGACCAGCCAGGCAAGUCAGGUGGGGCAUCACGGAGGGAAGAGUCAAACGCUAACGCCUGGAUGGGACUCUCUUUCCAAGGCGCUAGUACCGGGCGUAUCGAAGCUGUACCACCUGGGGGAAAACGAAAAAAAGGGCAGGUAAAUUAUUCAGAGCGACGGUCUGUAUGGGGAGAGUUAACCACUCAGGCUAAGACCAAGUAG